AUGAAGAGUGUGCCUCUUUGCCACAGUGUUGGUAAGACAUCACUUAGUGCCUUGAAACGCCUGUGAUUAUUUCCCUGCCUCUCGUCGACAACGCCCCUCCCUCCCUCCUGCCUGCUUUGUGCCUUUCUCUUCCAGAUAUCUCCAAGGCAAUACAGGCCACUGGAUCGCUCUGGAUAAGAGCGUCUGCUAAAUGACUUAAAUGUUAAAUGUUAAAUGUUAAAAUCUAGGUUUGGCGGCUCAAAUCAGGAUUAAUGAGAUGCUUUUGAAGUGGCUAAGACUGUUGAAACAUGCUCUUUUGUAGUGUCAGAAAAGUCUAAACCCAAAAUUGUGGUUCUCAUUUGAUGUGGAAGCUUUGCAUUGUUUAGUGUACAAGCCUCCGUCUCAGGCAGAUGAUAACACGAAGGUGUGCAUUUGAGAGUGUGUGUUUUAGUGUUUGUUUGAGUGUGUGUGUGGGGAAAGUUUCCUCUGAAUGUGUUUGUGAAAGAGAUUGUAUUUGAAAAUGAUUGCGAAUGCUUUUUUUUUAUUGAUCUGUUUACUAGAAAUUAGUGAGUCAUCUCAUUUCUAGUUUUAAAACAGCACUUUUUUUUCUAACAGUCUUUCUCUCUCCCCCUCCCUCCCUCCCUCCCUCCCCCUAUCUUAUCCCCCCCCCCCCCCCCCCCCCAGAGGCCUUUGAGUUGGUGUUGCGUCACGGCCAUAACUCCACCCUGCUGAUGCUGAAGGAGGACUUCCCAGGGCUGGGGGGUGGGGCCCAGGGGGCGGUGGGCCAUCUCUUUCUGGACGUGUCUCUAUACAUCCUGGGCUCGGACUCCAGCGUGGAUCACAUGGUCCAGGCAUUCUUCACCCGCCUCUUCCCUCUGACCUACCGACGCCUGCUGGGGGGUGGCACCGCACCCAUGUCUGAGGAGUGCCUGCGGAGGGCGUGGAAGGACUCCAUAGUGUUUGGCCCUUACCCUAAACUCAUGAUGACUCGUUUGUCACGCUCCCUCCUGGCCACGCGUGUCUUCCUGCAGGCGCUGAACCUGGGCAUUGAGGUCGUCAACACCACAGACCACCUGCGCCCGGGGAGGGACUGUGGGCGUGCCCUGCUGAGGCUGUGGUACUGCCCACACUGCCAGGGCCUGCUGGGGGCCCCGGCAUGUAAAGGGUUUUGCCAGGCUGUGAUGGCGGGGUGCCUGGGUGGCGCUGCGGAGGUACAGCCACACUGGAAGGGGUACGUGGAAGGGCUAGGGAAGUUGGCGGGGGCCAUGAGGGGGGAGCAGGACGUGGAGGCCGUGAUGAUGAGGUUUCAUGUGCUGGUCAGACUGGCCCUCAGACACGCUGUCAAUGCACGCCCCCGCCUACACGCACUGGUGAGUAACACGUGCACACACACGCACGCACACACACACCAUAUCAGCCAUAUCAACUGACGAGCUCCGUACAGGGCAGAUCAACAGGCGCAACCAACCUGCGGGCAGUGGGUUCCGAACAACAAUGACAAAAAAAAUUAUACAACAAAAUCAUUUUGGGGGAAAUUAUACCACUACCCAAAAGGGCACUUUGAAGACUGGAAGGGCAAAGGUACGUGCUCUGCACAGGUCGAGCCCGAUCUGUGCACGUGCCUGCAUACACAUCAAAGUGAGAUAUAUCGUAAAAAUGAACUUUAACAAUUCAUAAAAAGCCAUGUACUUUUCUAGUGGGCAGUCAGGAAGAACCAUGCUAUAAAGCAAAUCCUCCCCUCCUGCUCAGCGGUAGCGGUGACCCUCUAUGUGGGGUUUAAACUGCGAUAAAUCAGUUGAAUUGGUUUCCGUGUGUACAUCUGAAGUGGGGGAGAAGUGCUCAUGAAAUAUGGAGGUCUUUUCUGGAGAGGUUGCUGUUUUUCUGUCUCUGGUAUUUGUGGGAUUGUGCUGAACUUUUCACUCUCACACCUAGGCUACCAGUGGUGAGCGACCAGGGUUCUUCUAUCAGACCCCAUCACUUAUUAAAACAGUGGUUGACCUCACUUUCUCUGCUCUCCCAGUGUGUGUGUGUGUGUGUGUGUGUGUAUGUGUGUGUGUGUGUGUGUGUGUGUGUGUGUGUGUGUGUGGACGUGUUUAACUAUACUUGUGGGGACCAGAAGUCCCCACAAGAAUAGUAAAUGAACAAAAAUGUGACCAACUGGGGUCAAAUGCUAUGGUUAGAAUGAGUGUUAGGGUUAGAAUGAGGUUUAGGGUUAGGGUUAUGAGCUAGGGUUAAAUUUAGGGUUAAGGUUAGGUUUUCGGGUUAAGGUCCAUGAAAGAAAGUGACCUGAUAUGUGUGCACACUGCAAUGUGACUCAUUCUAGUCCCAUUGGAUUUAACUGCCUUAAUUUUGCUGGACCCCAGGAAGAUCCUUAUUAAAUGCACAUUCAAAAUUGAUUUUGUAGUGUGUGUGUGUGUGUGUGUGUGUGUGUGUGUGUGUGUGUGUGUGUGUGUGUGUGUGUGUGUGUGUGUGUGUGUGUGUGCGUGAGCACGUUUUUGUGUAGAUGGGUGUGUGUGUGUACUGUAUGUGUGCAUCUCAGCUGAGUAGUGUUCUCCAGGACAGAUCCCUCCUCUGUGUUGUCAUUGAGGGGACACACACAGGCAACCAUUUCUCUGAUGGCUAAUCCAUCCUGUCAAAUCUGAAAUUAGACAACAACAAUGUCAUGUGACUUUGACUUUCACUGUCCAGCGUUCUCUCCUUUCCCUCCUCCUGUGAUUAUUUGUCCUUCUGUGUGUGUAUGAGUGUGUGUGUGUGUGUGUGUGUGCACAUGCACACAUGUUUGUGUGCGUGCGCGUGUGUGUGUACACGUUUGUGUGUGUGUAUCCACGUCUUCAUGGGUCACUGAGUUUGAUAAGGAUGAGGCAGUCCAAAGCAGGACAGCAGUGGACUGUUCAGUAUGACAUUCACAGAGAGCGAAGGAGUCAGUGAAGGGAAGAGGAAAAAAAGAGGGCAGCCCAGAGCCUGGGGUCCCAACCCAUUCACCAGUGACAACAUUGCCGCUCUGUCCUUCUCUCGCAGUUUGAUGUCAUCUGCUUCCCCUCUUUUGUUUAUAUUUCAUCUCUCCUUUCCCUCCAUCCCUCUCUUUCUCUCUCCCUCUCUCUCACACACACACUGCUUUGAGAGAAGAUGCAUGAUUUAUGAAGCUCUAUUUUUACCGGUUACUGAGCAGAAGAGAAGGGAGGGAGAGAGAAAGAGAUGGAGAGAGAGUUUGACCCUUCUCCUGUAAAUGAAGAUGGGAAAUAGGUUUUAUUGGUGAGACAGAAGUAUGAGGGAACUGACAAAGCUCUAUGGAACAAUUCAGAAGAAAAAGAGCAAUGGACUUGGGCCUCUCCACUAAAUAAAACAUGAUAAUCUGGGCUACGUCCCAAAUGGCACUAAAUUCCCUAUACAAUGCACUACUUUUGACCAGGGCCAAUAAAGUAUGGCAUGUUUGUUUGUCAUGUGUCAGGCAGACACUCUCUUUAUAUGUGUCAGAAACUGAAUGUAGGCUAUAAAAAUGUAUAAUAAUAAAGAGAGUCACACACUAUAUGUAUAAGCUCCCAGAAAUGCAUUGGGUAAACCACCAGCCUUUCGGCAUCGCAGUGCCUUCUUCUGGUUAAUAUCAUGAAUGCUUGAACCAAGUUAUAUAGAAAACACUGCAAUUAGUGCAACUAAUGACCACAGUGAGGGGUGUGUCAUAGUAAUGAGGGAUGAAAAAGUAGACGUUUUAAGUCAAGUUACCCAUAUGCGGGACUUUGAGCGGUUCUGGACCGGUUCCGACUGACAUUUUGGUGUUCAAAGCACUCUGUGAACGCCGUAGGGUCCUGUGCCUUAUAAUGCCCCCAAAAAAACAUCAGUCCGCUCUCCGUUUCCAUUCUCUCAGCGGAGCUGACUUGAAGAGUCAGGUUUCAGCCCACACAUCUGCAUAGGGACUGACAUGUUACAUUUUCUGGCCUAUCCAGACAGAGCAAGCAAGCCCAGCCUGGGAGACGGCAUAUGAACUGGGACAGUCUAGCGAGUCCAGCUAUUGUGGUUUCAACUCGCUGUGAUAUUUAGAGCUCUCAACAUUAAAAAUACUAAAUCAUUUCAUAGAAUUGAAAGAAUACCACUUUCUCUUGGUCACAGAUUGACUAAAUCACUUUGUGCUUAAAGCGGAAAUUCCACUCAGUGGACGUUUAGGAGAAAAUUCUCUGUUGUCAGUUACAUAAAAUAGUGCCAAUAUUGUACUGUCACAAAGUAUGAACAUAUUUAUUAGUGUUUUCCACAAGCACAUGGAGUAGCCAGCCAAAUCGAAAAAGUAGCCAGCCAGGCUCCCCUGGGCGAGGGGGGUGUUAAGAUUUUUUUGGCCGAACAGCUCUAUUUUGGUGGCAUCUGGUACACUCUAAUGCUAGAUUGUAUUUUCAACCAGCAACUAUCAGGAAAUAACACUGAUACAUUUCUUUCACACUUUUAGAGUGUUAGUUUCAUCAGCUGUUGUACAAUAUGAUAUAAAACACAGGAUACCUUUUAUUUGGACUGCACUGGGUCUUUAAAGAAUGUUGUAAGAGUCUGCUGACUUCCACAGGCUUCAAGCUUUUUAAGAGGCAUUUUCUCAGCUAUCUUCAGCUAUGUGAUGAUUUCCAGGGGUGUAUUGGUGUGAGCAUUUGGUCAGCGAUAUAUUAGCUAAUGCCUGGCGCAGGAAUGAGAGCCCUAGCAGCCAGCCGUCUGUGGCUAUCAGGCUCCUAUUUCCUGGUCUGCGUCUCAAAUGGCACCAUAUUCCUCUAUAAACAGUACCAGUCAAAAGUUUGGACACCUACGCAUUCCAGGGUUUUUCUUUAUUUUUACUAUUUUCUACAUUGUAGAACAAUAGGGAAGACAUCAAAAUUAUGAAAUAACACAUACGGAAUCAUGUAGUAACCAAAAAAAGUGUUAAACUAAUCAAAAAAUAUUUUAUAUUUUAUAUUCUUCAAAGUAUCCACCUUUGCCUUGAUGACAGCUUUGCGCAUUCUUGGCAUUCUCUCAACCAGCUUCAUGAAAUGCUUUUCCAACAGACUUGAAGGAGUUCCCACAUACACUGCCUUGCAAAAGUAUGCAGCCCCCUUGGCGCUUUUCCUAUUUUGUUGCAUUACAACCUGUAAUUUCAAUGGAUUUUUAUUUGGAUUUCAUGUAAUGGACAUACACAAAAUAGUCCAAAUUGGUGAAGUGAAAUGAAAAAAAUAACUUGUUUCAAAAAACUCUACAAAAUAAAUAACGGAAAAGUGGUGCGUGCAUAUGUAUUCACCCCCUUUGCUAUGAAGCCCCUAAAUAAGAUCUGGUGCAACCAAUUACCUUCAGAAGUCACAUAAUUAGUUAAAUAAAGUCCACCUGUGUGCAAUCUAAGUGUCACAUGAUCUGUCACAUGAUCUCAGAAUAUAAACACCUGUUCUGUGAAAGGCCCUAGAGUCUGCAACACCACUAAGCAAGGGGCACCACCAAGCAAGCGGCACCAUGAAGACGAAGGAGCUCUCCAAACAGGUCAGGGACAAAGUUGUGGAGAAGUACAGAUCAGGGUUGGGUUAUAAAAAAAUAUCCUUUGAACAUCCCAUGGAGCACCAUUAAAUCCAUUAUUAAAAAAUUGAAAGAAUAUGGCACCACAACAAACCUGCCAAGAGAGGGCCGCCCACCAAAACUCACGGACCAGGCAAGGAGGGUAUUAAUCAGAGAGGCAACAAAGAGACCAAAGAUAACCCUGAAGGAGCUGCAAAGCUCCACAGCGGAGAUUGGAGUAUCUGUCCAUAGGACCACUUUAAGUCGUACACUCCACAGAGCUGGGCUUUACGGAAGAGUGGCCAGAAAAAAAGCCAUUGCUUUUAAGAAAAAAAUAAGCAAACACAUGUGGUGUUUGCCAAAAGGCAUGUGGGAGACUCCCCAAACAUAUGGAAGAAGGGACUCUGGUCAGAUUAGACUAAAAUUGAGCUUUUUGGACAUCAAGGAAAAUGCAAUGUCUGUCGCAAACCCAACACCUCUCAUCACCCCGAGAACACCAUCCCCACAGUGAAGCAUGGUGGUGGCAGCAUCAUGCUGUGGGGAUGUUUUUCAUCGGCAGGGACUGGGAAACUGGUCAGAAUUGAAGGCAUGAUGGAUGGCACUAAAUACAGGGAAAUUCUUGAGGGAAACCUGUUUUAGUCUUCCAAAGAUUUGAGACUGGGACGGAGAUUCACCUUCCAGCAGGACAAUGAACCUAACCAUACUGCUGAAGCAAAACUCAAGUGGUUUAAGGGGAAACAUUUAAAUGUCUUGGAAUGGCCUAGUCAAAGCCCAGACCUCAAUUCAAUUGAGAAUCUGUGAUAUGACUUAAAGAUUGCUGUACACCAGCGGAACCCAUCCAACUUGAAGGAGCUGGAGCAGUUUUGCCUUGAAGAAUGGGCAGAAAUCACAGUGGCUAGAUGUGCCAAGCUUAUAGAGACAUACUCCAAGAGACUUGCAGCUGUAAUUGCUGCAAAAGGUGGCUCUACAAAGUAUUAACUUUGGAGGGGGUGAAUAGUUAUGCACGCUCAUGUUUUCUGUUUUUUUGUCUUAUUUCUUGUUUGUUUCACCCAAAAAUAUAUUUUGCAUCUUCAAAGUGGUAGGCAUGUUGUGUAAAUCAAUUUAUACAAACCCCCAAAAAAACAAUUUUAAUUCCAGGUUGUAAGGCAUCAAAAUAGAACAAAUGCCAAGGGGGGUGAAUACUUUCGCAAGCCACUGUAUUAUUUUUAUUUUUAUUAUUAUUUUAAUUGUUUUAUUUCACUUGGUGGCUCCUUUUCCUUCACUCUGCGGUCCAACUCAUCCAAAACCACCUCAAUUGGGUUGAGGUCGGGUGAUUAUGGAGGCCAGGUCAUCUGAUGCAGCACUCCAUCACUCUCCUUGGUCAAAUAGCCCUUACACUGCCUGGAGGUGUGUUUUGAGUCAUUGUCCUGUUGAAAAAAAAGCGAUAGUCCCAAUAAGCGCAAACCAGAUGGGAUGGCGUAUCGCUGCAGAAUGCUGUGGUAGCCAUGCUGGUUAAGUGUGCCUUGAAUUCUAAAAAUAAUCCCAGACAGUGUCACCAGCAACGCACCAUCACACCUCCUCCUCCAUGCUUCACGGUGGGAACCACACAUGCAGAGAUCAUCCAUUCACCUACUCUGCGUCUCACAAAGACACAGCCGUUGUAACCAAAAAUCUCAAAUUUGGACUCAUCAGACCAAAGGACAGAUUUCCACCGAUCUAAUGUCCAUUGCUCAUGUUUCUUGGCCCAAACAAGUCUCUUCUUCUUAGUGGUGUCCUUUAGCAGUGGUUUCUUUGCAGCAAUUCGACCAUGAAGGCCUGAUUCACGCAGUCUCCUCUGAACAGUUGAUGUUGAGAUGUGUCUGUUACUUGAACUCUGUGAAGCAUUUACUUGGUCUGCAGUCUGAGGUGCAAGUAACUCUAAUGAACUUAUCCUCUGCAGCAGAGGUAACUCUGGGUCUUCCUUUCCUGUGGCAGUCCUCAUGAGAGCCUGUUUCAUCAUAGCGCUUGAUGGUUUUUGCAACUGCACUGGAAGAAACUUUAAAAGUUCUUAAAAUGUUCUGUAUUCACUGACCUUCAUAACUUAAAGUAAUGAUGGACUGUCAUUUUUCUUUGUUUAUUUGAGCUGUUCUUUUACCAAAUAGGCCUAUCUUCUGUAUACCACCCCUACCUUGUCACAACACAACUGAUUGGCUCAAACGCAUUAAGAAGGAAAUAAAUUCCACAAAUUAACUUUUAACAAGGCACACCUGUUAAUUGAAAUGUAUACCAGGUGACUACCUCAUGAAGCUGGUUGAGAGAAUGCCAAGAGUGUGCAAAGCAGAAUCUCAAAUAUGAAUAGUUUGAUUUGUUUAACACUUUUUGGUUACUACAUGAUUCCAAUGUGUUAUUUCAUAGUUAUGUCUUCAUUAUUAUUCUACAAUGUAGAACAUAGUAAAAAUAAAGAAAAACCCUUGAAUGAGUAGGUGUGUUCAAACUUUUGACUGGUACUGUAUAUAUAUACAUACAUAAAUACAUACACAUACAUACAAUAAUACAUACAUACAUACAUACAUACAGCGCAUUCAGAAAAUAUUCAGACCCCUUGACCUUUUACACAUUUUGUUACGUUACAGCCGUAAAUGGAUUAAAUUGUUUUGGUAAUCUUUAAUACAUGCAAUAAGACAGUGAUCACUGAGAUCAUUAGCAACAACCACUGGACAAGUAGUUGUAACAGUCCAAGCCCUCUACGCAAUUUAAAAACAGCCAGGGUUUCCAUAUUUAUGGUAUUUGAAAUAAUAGCACUGGACGAGCUUACCAAAGUGGGCUUCCCAAUUGGGCUAACAGUAACAGAGCUAACAGUGGAAUUGAACUUCAUUGUCACAAGACUAUUACUGACAAUACCCCUGGCAAUAUGGUUAUCUGUAGCAGUAUGAUGAUAAUGCUGUGAAAUAGUGGGAAUUGGAAGAAUUACCUGUGCAGGGUAAUAUGUACAGUUCAAGUCGGAAGUUUACACACACCUUAGCCAAAUACAUAUAAACUCAGUUUUUCACAAUUCCUGACAUUUAAUCCUAGUAAAAACCAUCUGUCUUAGGUCAGUUAGGAUCACCACUUUAUUUUAAGAAUGUGAAAUGUCAGAAUAAUAGUAGAGAGAAUGAUUUAUUUCAGCUUUUAUUUAUUUCAUCACAUUCCCAUUGUGUCAGAAGUUUACAUACACUCAAUUAGUAUUUGGUAGCAUUGCCUUUAAAUUGUUUAACUUUGGUCAAACGUUUCGGGUAGCCUUUCACAAGCUUCCCACAAGAAGUUGGGUGAAUUUUGGCCCAUUCCUCCUGACAGAUCUGGUGUAACGGAGUCAGGUUUGUAGGCCUCCUUGCUCCACACGCUUUUUCAGUUCUGUCCACAAAUUUUCUAUAGGAUUGAGGUCAGGGCUUUGUGAUGGCCACUCCAAUACCUUGACUUUGUUGUCCUUAAGCCAUUUUGCCACAACUUUGGAAGUAUGCUUGGGGUCAUUGUCCAUUUGGAAGACCCAUUUGAGACCAAGCUUUAACUUCCUGAAUGAUGUCUUGAGAUGUUGCUUCAAUAUAUCCACAUAAUUUUCCUUCCUCAUGCUGCCAUCUAUUUUGUGAAGUGCACCAUCCCCUCCUGCAGCAAAGCACCCCCACAGCAUGAUGCUGCCACCCCCGUGCUUCACGGUUGGGAUGGUGUUCUUCGGCUUGCUAGCAAUCCCCUUUUUCCUCCAAACAUAAGGAUGGUCAUUAUGGCCAAACAGUUCUAUUUUUGUUUCAUCAGACCAGAGGACAUUUCUCCAAAAAGUACGAUCUUUGUCCCCAUGUGCAGUUGCAAACGUAGUCAGGCUUUUUUAUGGCGGUUUUGGAGCAGUGGCUUCUUCCUUGCUGAGCGGUCUUUCAGGUUAUGUCGAUAUAGGACUUGUUGUACUGUGGAUAUAUAUACUUUUCUACCUGUUUCCUCCAGCAUCUUCACAAGGUCCUUUGCUGUUGUUCUGGGAUUGAUUUCCACUUUUCGCACCAAAGUAUGUUCAUAUCUAGGAGACAGAAUGCGUCUCCUUCCUAAGCGGUAUGACGGCUGCGUGGUCCCACAGUGUUUAUACGUGCGUACUAUUGUUUGUACAGAUAAACGUGGUACCAUCAGACGUUUGGAAAUUGCUCCCAAGGAUGAACCAGACUUGUGGAGGUCUACAAUCUUUUUCUGAGGUCUUGGCUGAUUUAUUUUGUUUUCCCAUGAUGUCAAGCAAAAAGGCACUGAGUUUGAAGGUAGGCCUUGAAAUAUAUCCACAGGUACACCUCCAGUUGACUCAAAUGAUGUCAAUUAGCCUAUCAGAAGCUUCUAAAGCCAUGACAUCAUUUUCUGGAAUUUUCCAAGCUGUUUAAAGGCACAGUCAACAGUGUAUGUAAACUUCUGACCCACUGGAAUUGUGAUACAGUGAAUUUAUAAUUGAAAUAAUCUGUCUGUAAACAAUUGUUGGAAAAAUUACUUGUCAUGCACAAAGUAGAUUUCCUAACCGACUUGCCAAAACUCUAGUUUGUUAACAAGAAAUUUGUGGAGUGGUUGAAAAACAAGUUUUAAUGACUCCAACCUAAUUGUAUGUAAACUUCCGACUUCAACUGUACAGGUUAUCGUGGGGGGCUCUGAGGUACCGGAACACAUUGAGAAAAAAAGUGUGAAACACAACGUAGCAGCCAAGUACCCUAUUGUCUAUGGUGGUGAAACGGACAGCACUCUCCGAGGUGCUAAUUAAUUCAAAGCAUUUUAGACGUCACUGCAGUAUGCCCACCUACUUGAGUAUAGCUGCAGGGCUUACACAUGUCUGAAUUUUUUAUAGCCUAAUAGUCUAGAUAUCAAUGUACAGUAAAAAUUUUAGACGACACUGCAGAACACCCGCCAUAUGCCCAAAUUUCAUAAUUUUCAAGACAUCAGUGUAGCAGUAGAACAAAUAUCACAAUAUCAGAAUAUAACUUCAAAUAAACACAUUCAAUGUAGGCUACAGCAGAACACACAUAUGAGAAUAUAUAGGCCUCCUGCCUAUGUGAUAAUAUGAAGCACAUAUUCAGAUUACAAACUUGUUCUGUGCUGUGAAGGUAAAGGAAAAUAAAUGUCCUACCUUAGUUUCCAAACAUCCCACAAUGAUUCUCCCAAUGAUGUUUAGACUCCUUCUAAGGCUGUUCUGAAGACUCUGGCUGUGUCUAUUAUUUUUUUCAUUUUGAGUGUUAACCUGGGUGUCCUCUUUAGCCUUGUCUACAAGGCUUGCUGCCACCAAAUGCGCCUUGGUUCAGGCAUGUAAAAAACAUUUUUUCUGAGGGCUCUUUGUUGUUUGCUUUUUUAUGUCUGAUGCAUAGGAUGUUAAUUUACUGUACAUUCCACCCACUCUUCUGCUAGUUUAAUCCCUCCAGUCGUUUCUAGACCGAAGCUCCCUACCAUUUUGCAUGUUGUACAGCCCAACUUUGAAUUCUGCAUGACAAGCCAGGGGUUAUACGUUUGCUUGUUCUUGAACUGCAAAUUGCACCUGCUUCGAGCACUUCGUUGGUGGAUGCACUGCCCCCCUCCCCCCUGUCUCUGUUUCCCGCUGAGUCUGACUCGCUAGUAGGCCUACUAGCUUGUGGAGGUGCCGGUGGUGAUGCUGAACUGGCGGGAUUAGCAUCGCCAUCAGGAACAGUUUGCCCCUCACUCCUCUCCUCCAGCACUGACAGUUCUCUGGCUUGUUCUGGGUUCGAUUCACCGUCUAUCUCUGGAUUUUUGGACUUGAAAAAUGUCAAACUCGACUGCCUUUUCUUAUAAAACAUUUAUUUGGCUUUCCCACGAUUCAAAUUCAGUAGGGAGAUGACUAGACUUUAGGCUACGUGACAUGAUUACGUAGGGACCUCUUCACUAGCUGACCACCACUAUCAAGACCUGUGUAAGAUCAGUUACUUACCCCACUGGCCCUCCCCAUAACCUCUACAGUGAGGGAAAAAAGUAUUUGAUCCCCUGCUGAUUUUGUACGUUUGCCCACUGACAAAGAAAUGAUCAGUCUAUAAUUUUAAUGGUAGGUUUAUUUGAACAGUGAGAGAGAGAAUAACAACAACAAAAUCCAAAAACGCAUGUCAAAAAUGUUAUAAAUUGAUUUGCAUUUUAAUGAGGGAAAUAAGUAUUUGACCCCCUCUCAAUCAGAAAGAUUUCUGGCUCCCAGAUGUCUUUUAUACAGGUAACGAGCUGAGAUUAGGAGCACACUCUUAAAGGGAGUGCUCCUAAUCUCAGCUUGUUACCUGUAUAAAAGACACCUGUCUACAGAAGCAAUCAAUCAGAUUCCAAACUCUCCACCAUGGCCAAGACCAAAGAGCUCUCCAAGGAUGUCAGGGACAAGAUUGUAGACCUACACAAGGCUGGAAUGGGCUACAAGACCAUCGCCAAGCAGCUUGGUGAGAAGGUGACAACAGUUGGUGUGAUUAUUCGCAAAUGGAAGAAACACAAAAGAACUGUCAAUCUCCCUUGGCCUGGGGCUCCAUGCAAGAUCUCACCUCGUAGAGUUGCAAUGAUCAUGAGAACGGUGAAGAAUCAGCCCAGAACUACACGGGAGGAUCUUGUCAAUGAUCUCAAGGCAGCUGGGACCAUAGUCACCAAUAAAACAAUUGGUAACACACUACGCCGUGAAGGACUGAAAUCCUGCAGCGCCCGCAAGGUCCCCCUGCUCAAGAAAGCACAUAUACAGGCCCGUCAGAAGUUUGCCAAUGAACAUCUGAAUGAUUCAGAGGAGAACUGGGUGAAAGUGUUGUGAACAGAUGAGACAAAAAUCGAGCUCUUUAGCUUCAACUCAACUCGCCGUGUUUGGAGGAGGAGGAAUGCUGUCUAUGACCCCAAGAACACCAUCCCCACCAUCAAACAUGGAGGUGGAAACAUUAUGCUUUGGGGGUGUUUUUCUGCUAAGGGGACAGGACAACUUCACUGCAUCAAAGGGACGAUGGACGGCGCCAUGUACCGUCAAAUCUUGGGUGAGAACCUUCUUCCCUCAGCCAGGGCAUUGAAAAUUGGUCAUGGAUGGGUAUUCCAGCAUGACAAUGACCCAAAACACACAGCCAAGGCAACAAAGGAGUGGCUCAAGAAGAAGCACAUUAAGGUCCUGGAGUGGCCUAGCCAGUCUCCAGACCUUAAUCCCAUAGAAAAUCUGUGGAGGGAGCUGAAGGUUCGAGUUGCCAAACGUCAGCCCCGAAAUCUUAAUGAGUUGGAGAAGAUCUGCAAAGAGGAGUGGGACAAAAUCCCUCCUGAGAUGUGUGCAAACCUGGUGGCCAACUACAAGAAACGUCUGACCUCUGUGAUUGCCAGCAAGGGUUUUGCCACCAAGUACUAAGUCAUGUUUUGCAGAGGGGUCAAAUACUUAUUUCCCUCAUUAAAAUGCAAAUCAAUUCAUAACAUUUUUGACAUGCGUUUUUCUGGAUUUUUUUGUUGUUAUUCUGUCUCUCACUGUUCAAAUAAACCUACAAUUAAAAUUAUAGACUGAUCAUGUCUUUGUCAGUGGGCAAACGUACAAAAUCAGCAGGGGAUCAAAUUCUUUUUUGUAUGUAUAAAUAAGAGAGCAGGUCUGGAAUCAGUGUGGCAGGAUAGGAUGAAUACAUAGAAGGAUCACCGCGCUUUUACAUAAUAGUCUUUCUGGGGGGCGGGAGAAAUAACGAGGGGGCAACUUGAUUUAAUGCUGAUUGCUUUUAUUAGAUUUUCUACAGUGCGAAUAGUGAAAUAAUUAAGAAAUCAUGCCGCGAGAGGUACCAGAUCUGGGCAAAUAGGUGCCGGAAAAAACAAAGUCAAAUCUGAGUGGUGCCGGAUCCUGUUCCGGCAGGAUCCUGCUCAAACACGCACUCGCACACACGAUGUGGAACUAGUCCGGGUAGCCAUUUGAUUAGCUGUUCAGGAGUCUUGGGGGUAGAAGCUGUUAAGAAGCCUUUUGGACCUAGACAUGGCGCUCCGGUGCAGCUUGCCGUUUUGUAGCAGGGAGAACAGUCUAUGACUAGGGUGGCUGGAGUCUUUGACAAUUUUUAGGGCCUUCCUCUGACACCGCCUGGUAUAGAGGUCCUGGAUGGCAGGAAGCUUGGCCCCAGUGAUGUACUGGGCCGUACGCACUACCCUCUGUAGUGCCUUGCGGUCGGAGGCCAAGCAGUUGCCAUACCAGGCGGUGAUGCAACCAGUCAGGAUGCUCUCGAUGGUGCAGCUGUAGAACAUUUUGAGGAUCUGAGGACCCAUGCCAAAUCUUGAGGGGGAAUAGGCUUUGUUGUGCCCUCUUCACGACUGUCUUGGUGUGUUUGGACCACGAUAGAUUUUUGGUGCUGAGGACACCAAGGAAGUUCUCAACCUGCUCCACUACAGCCCCGUCGAUGAGAAUGGGGGCGUGCUCGGUCCUCCUUUUCCUGUAGUCCACAAUCAUCUCCUUUGUCUUGAUCACGUUGAGGGAGAGUUUGUUAUCCUGGCACCACACGGCCAGGUCUCUGACCUCCUCCCUAUAGGCUGCCUCAUCGUUAUCGGUGAUCAUGCCUACCACUGUUGUGUCAUCGGCAAACUUAAUGAUGGUGUUGGAGUCGUGCCUGGCCAUGCAGUCAUGGCUGAACAGGGAGUACAGGAGGGGACUGAGCACGCACCCCUGAGGUGCCCCCGAGUUGAGGAUCAGCGUGGCAGAUGUGUUGUUACCUACCCUUACCACCUGGGGGCGGCCCGUCAGCAAGUCCGGGGUCCAGUUGCAGAGGGAGGUGUUUAGUCUCAGGGUACUUAGCUUAGUGAUGAGCUUUGAGGGCACUAUGGUGUUGAACACUGAGCUGUAGUCAAUGAAUAGCAUUCUCCAGGUGAGAAAGGGCAGUGUGGAGUGCAAUAGAGAUUGCAUCAUCUGUGGAUCUAUUGGGGCGGUAUGCAAAUUGGUGUGGGUCUAGGGUUUCUGGGAGCCAUGACCAGCCUUUCAAAGCACUUCAUGGCUACAGAUGUGAGUGCUGAGGGUCGGUAGUCAUUUAGGUAGGUUACCAUAGUGUUCUUGGGCACAGAGACUAUGGUGGUCUGCUUGAAACAUGUUGGUAUUACAGACUCAGUCAGGGACAGGUUGAAAAUGUCAGUGAAGACACUUGCCAGUUGGUCAGCGCAUUACAAGGCAGAAUUAAGCCCUGGCUGUAAUCCCCUGGGAAAUCAAACCAGAAGCUAAACAUUUGCAUUUUUAUUGCACCUUAAAAGAAUGGCAUGACUCCAUUAUCUCCCAGAUACAGAGAGAGAGGCUUCUUAGUUAUUAUUGCUGUGUCGUCCUGUGUUGGAAACAAUGAUGUUUAACCCAGGGAAGAAGCUAGCCAGCGCUUUGUGGAGGGUUGUGAUUACAAAAAGAACAAAACUGAAACGUCACAGGCGGAGGAAAGAAUGACUUGUUUGUUAUUCAAAUUCCCUCUCUUAUUCCUCCCAAAAUAAACAAACAAUAACACACGACAAUAGAGGAGUGGCGGAGCUGAAUAGGGACACAAAUAUGACAGCCAACAGGUUUGACUGUUGAGGCCUCAUUUACUCUCAGGAGUCAAUGUGAGUUAAUGCUACUAGAUAAUGAUAAGGUGUAUAUGAACAGUAUGUCCUGUCUCUCAUGGUUACCUCUCCCUCUCUCUCCCACUCUCACUCCGUCCCUCCAUCCUUCCCACCAGGUGAGCAGUACGUGUGGCCACCAGCUUCAACGGGUGUCUCGCUCAGUGGCGCCCCAUCCUGACCAGACCCCUGCUGCCACAGCAUCCCACAACCCACAGCAUUUACCCUACUAUCCUGAGGAGACCUUGGCUGGCCGCCGCAGGUAAUGUUGGGGAUGAAAUUAAGUCACUCAGACUGGGAGAACAGACAGGGGGUGUGUGACCGAGAGGAAAGAAGGAGGAGGAAUAUAGGAGGGUGAUAGAAGAGAGAAAGGGCGAGAGAGCAGAGAGAGAGGAGAAAGGAAAAGAGAAAGGAAAAGACGGGUUGUUCAUGUCAUGCUGCUAACUAACGAGGACAUCUUAAGGCCCGGUCCAGAAACAAGCCCUAGACCCAACUGUAACACUUCAGUGUUUGAGCUGAAGAAAGCAGACAGGUUCAUGUGGGCUAGCCUUCUAGAUGAGCUCCCACAUGGAAACAUACUAUGGUAUACUAUGGUAUAAAUACUAUAGUAAUUGCUGUAGUGUUUUUGCGGACUGUAGUAUACUGUAGUAUUUACUGUAGUGUUCUAUUAUCUUUGAGAUAGAAGUGGAUGCUUUCUCCUUGAGGAAACCUGCUGGACAAAAUCCUAAAAGAGCUAUUUUUCCAUAACCUGUAUUGUAGGUAGGUAGGUAGGACUGAUAUAGGGAACACAAUAUAUGGUCUAUACUUGGAAUGUAGAUUUCUCACUUAUGGGUGGCACAAAUUGGGAUAUGCAGGAAGGGAAUAGGCAGGGUAUAUAAAUGAAUACUAUAGUAUAUACUAUAUUAACUACUGUAGUAUUGUAGUGUUGUUGCAGUCUGUAGUAUACUUAAGCAAUAAGGCCCGAGGUGGUGUGGUAUAUGGCCAAUAUACCACGGCUAAGAGCUGUUCUUACGCAUGACGCAACGCAGAGUGCCUGGACACAGCCCUUAGCCGUGGUAUAUUGGCCAUAUAUCACAAACCCCCGAGGAGCCUUAUUGCUAUUAUAAACUGGUUACCAAUGUAAUUAGAGCAGUAAAACUAAAUGUUUUGUCAUACCUGUGGUAUACGGUCUGAUAUACCACGGCCUUCAGCCAAUCAGAAUUCAGGGCUCAAACCACCCAGUUUAUAAUGUAGUAUUUACUAUUAUACUAUUUAUUCUACAGUAUAUGACCAAAUUUGGUCCCACUUUAAAUGGCGUGCAGCUUAUAAAGGCUUCAACUAGAGAACAUUACCUGCCCCACCCGCCCUGAAUGAUGGGUCACCACUGGGAAUGACCAUCGAAUUCUAUAGGAUUGACAUUACUGAGUAAAGUAUUUGUCAUCAUCAUUAGUUAACACAGGACCAUAAUUAUGGCUAAACCCUGCCCAUUUCCACAAUUUAUCAUCUUAAAAUUGGAUUUUAAACCUAACCCUAACUAAUGAAGGCUAAGUUUGGUGCGUUGGUCCACCAGACCUUCCGCACAUUUGGGCGGAAGUGUCUGGGAAUGAGAUUAGGUGUAAUGUAACUAACAUGACUUCACUAUUCUAAUCCUUCGAUCCAACUUGUCACCCUUUAUAAAGGACAUGUUUAUAUCAUAUUCGACAUAGUGGGUUAUGUCACAUUUGACAUGGAUGAUUAUGUCACAGUGUUAUGCCACAUUUAUGAACCCUUUAUAAAGCAUGACAUACAGUUUUAGAUACUUUGUAACACAUUUAUGUGGUGUUUAUGAAGGUAUUAUGAAGGCUUUAUGAAUCCUUUAUAAGCUGAACGUCAUUUAAAGCAGGACCCAAAAUUCUAUAGUAAGUACUACACAUGAUCAAGGGAUACUACAGUAUCUAGUAUAGUAUACUACAGUUUACUACAGAAUUAUAUAGUAAGUACUGUAGUGUUCUAUAGUAAACUGUAAUAUUUUUCAUGUGGGUUUAGGGGAGCAUCUAGCUAUCAUUUUGUCACUACACUUUCCUUGAGAUCUGCAAACACUGAAUGGGUGAGUAGGAGCUGAGGGAAAGAUCUAGGGUCCAGAUUUUGCUCUCAACCAAAGCACUCAUAAGUGCAUUUAAAUAAGCACUCUAGUGGGCAACCAGGUCCUUGUGUAAAAAUGUAUUGAUUAAUAUGAGACAGAUUUGCUAUGUACCAUAGAUAGACCUCAUACACUUUUGCUCUUUCUACACUGCCAGGACAAGCCUGUGUUAAUUUAGGAUGUUGUUUGUGGUGUGUGUCCUAGUAAAGUCUCUGGCAGUAGUGCUUGCCAUAUUAAUGUCUGUGUGAUGUAAUGCCAGUGCUGUAGUAGUCAGUGUUGAAGUGCUGGACUGGAGCAGGUGAGUUGAGGAUGGCAGUGACUCUGACAGGCUGGUUAAAGUGUGUGUGUGUUUGCGCUUGUUUGUACGCUGUGUGUGCUCCUGCUAGUGUGUAUGUGUGCGCGUGUGUGCGUGCUUGUGCAUGCCUGCUUGCCUGUGUGUGCUACUAGCCUAAUCUACUAUGAAAGUGACAGUGAGCAUCCCUCUAGCCCAGUGCGUUUGAAACGCAUUCCAGUAACAGGUAUGAACAGAGUAGUGAUGCUCAGCAGGCCGUUGGCUUCAGCAGAGUGGCCAGAUUCAUGUCUAUUAGGAACAGAAACACUUGAAUCCAAAAUGGUACCCUACUCCCAUUAUAGUUAGUUCACGACCAGAGUAGUGCACUAUAAAGAAAAUAGGUUGCCAUUUGGGACACAGAUGAGGGACUGUGCUGUCCUAGCUUCAGGGGGAAGCUGCUUCCACUGUUGGUGUGCCAGCCAGGACAGAGAAGAGCUUUGACUGGGCUGAGCGGGAGCUGCCAGGGGGUGGGGUAUAGGGUUUGAGCAUAGGCUGAAGGUAGGGAGGGGCAGUUCUCCUUGCUGCUCUUCGACUGGAAGCCAGUGGAGUGUGCGGAGGAGCGGGGUGACAUGGUAGAACUUGGGAAUGUUGAACACCAGGCGGGCUGCUGCGUUCUGAGGCUGCGGUGCUCCUUCACUAUCCCCACCAUUAUACUAUUUUAUUUCCUCCGUUCUAUACCACUUCCUCUUCUCUCUCUCUCUCGAUCUCAAAUAAUGAUGCUUAAUUUGCAGUUUUAUCUAUGUUCCCCCCUCCCUCUCAUUAUUUUUUCUCUUUCUCUCCCCCUCUCCCCUCCUUUUUGCUGACCAAAAUAAGAUAAAAAUAAUACCAUUCAUUACCAUUAUUAAAGCUAUUUCCCUCUUUUCUCUUCUCUUCUCCUCUAUCCCUCAGGGAGUUUAUCUCCAGCCUGAGGGGCUUCAGCUCCUUCUACAGUGGUCUGGGAGAGGCUCUGUGUAGCCGCGAUCCUGCAGCGCCAGGCAACCACUCCCUCUGCUGGAACGGACUGGAAAUGAGAGACAGGUAAAUGACACACUGAUAGAUGUCUGUGGGUGUGUCCCAAAAGGCACCCUAUUCCCUAUAUAGGGCCCUGAUCAAAAGUAGUGCAAAAAAAGGGAAUGGGGUACCAUUUCUGACCAGGGGCCUGGUCAAACGUAAUGCUCAAUAUAGGGAAUAAGGUGCCAUUUGAGACGCAUCCUGUGUUCGCUGCAAUAGACUGGUUUGUAGCCUAUCUACAGUAGUAUGCGAUGUGAAAUACAGUUGUGUACCAACCUAA
Coregonus sp. 'balchen' is the source of this 18639-nucleotide messenger RNA. The record is from the annotation of a GenBank genome assembly. Lineage: Eukaryota; Metazoa; Chordata; Actinopteri; Salmoniformes; Salmonidae.